Molecule: messenger RNA, 867 nt
Organism: Rotaria sordida
Lineage: Eukaryota; Metazoa; Rotifera; Eurotatoria; Philodinida; Philodinidae
Source: the annotation of a GenBank genome assembly
AUGCGUAUUAAAUCAAGUGAACCUUUAAGUGAUUAUAUGCUUCGAUUACAACGAUUGAAAUCAUUACCAUUAAAAUUACAUUUACAAUGUUUGGAAGAACUUGAACGAAAUAAUUUUCAUACUGAAUUAAUUAAACGAAAUCCUGAUGAACGAGAACGUAUUGCUUAUUCACAUAUUAUUCAACGAUUUACAACUGCACUUACAACAUCGGAUCAAAAAGUCGAAUUAACAAGUGCAGCAAAAUUAUUUCGUGAAGCUAAAAAUGAAACAGUUGCUCAAUUAGUUGAUGAUGAAGCUCGUUUAAUAGUUAAACAAGAUGAACUUGAAAAAAAAUUAUACAAUGUACAAUUAAAAGGUUUAUCAUUAGUUGAUACACUUGAAAUGUUAUUAAUUAAUUUUGAAAAAGAUGCAGAUAUAUUAAGAAAAGAUUUUAGUGUUAGUGAUAAAAGAUAUUGGUGGAUUAAAAUUCAAGCAUAUGCAAAAAAACAUGCUUGGACACAAUUACUUGAAUUUGGAAAAAAACCAACAUCACCUAUUGGAUAUGAACCAUUUAUUGAUGUAUGUGUUCGAUCUAACAGACUUGAUGAAGCUCGUCGUUUUGUUGAUCGAUCUAUAUAUUCAUCAAAACUUGAUGAUGAUCGUCUUCCAUUUAUGUAUGCCAAAGUUCAAAUGGCUGAUGAAGCAAUUAAUUCAGCAAUAAAAUUAAAAUCACUUGAAGCAUUACAUUUUAUUGAAGGAAGAUGUCAAUUAAAUGAAACAAAUUUAACAAAAAUUCGUUUAGCAAAAGAAAAAAUACAAGAUUAUGAUGAUAAUCCAUUAAAAAAUGUAUUUAAAAUAUUUAAUCGUGGAAAUCGAGCUGAUGAAUAA